Molecule: messenger RNA, 1322 nt
Organism: Athalia rosae (coleseed sawfly)
Lineage: Eukaryota; Metazoa; Arthropoda; Insecta; Hymenoptera; Athaliidae
Product: carbonyl reductase [NADPH] 3-like
Exons: 5
Coding region: 275-1255 (326 amino acids)
Molecular function (GO): carbonyl reductase (NADPH) activity
Source: RefSeq, a predicted model, not a curated record
CUGCUGAAUGUCUGGUCAAGCUCUGUUAUGUAAAGAAAAGAACUUGCUCUAAGUAUUAAGCGGACAUGGCAUGUAAGCAUAAGGCAUUAUGACGCAAUGAAAUAAAAAUGAUUAUACUGUAGAAUUCCACUGCAACUUUAUAAAAGAGAUUGUGAGCAGCCAGUCGCCUCUGAAAUUCAGAAGUGGUAGCCAGAGGAAUAGCGUGAACGAUAUUUCAUACUUUAUCGGUCUCCGAACAAUAUUCCGUAUCAGAAUAGGACUGGUUAUCGGCAAAAUGGGGAAAUUCUUGCGCGAGAGAGUCAAUUACCGAAAAAGUGAAGUCACUGGAUUUUUACUUUUACAAAAGUUCACGAUCCUGAUUUCGGUUGCCGCAUUAUUUUCCACGGGGACCGCGGACUCUGGGGAGAAUGAAGCUCAAAAUAAUCAACGAGUAGCAGUGGUAACAGGAGCGAACAAGGGAAUUGGUUUCGCAAUCGUCAAAGGAUUGCUCGAGAAAUUUGAUGGGAUAGUCUACCUCACAGCAAGAGAUGAAGCCAGGGGAUUGGCGGCGGUUGAAGAACUCAAAAACGCUGGUUUUCAUCCAAGAUUCCAUCAACUGGAUGUUGUCGACGACGCGAGCAUUGAAAGAUUCAAAAAUUACAUAAACGAAACCUAUGGAGGAUUGGAUAUUCUCGUUAACAAUGCUGGAAUCAUGUACCUGGACGAUGCACCGGGAUCAUCGGAAGAACGCGCUGUGGAUACUCUUGAAGUGAACUACUUUGGUUUGUUGAACGUUUCGAAUGCUCUUUUUCCUCUGUUGAGACCCCAUGCCCGAGUCGUUCAGAUGUCAAGUAGCUUGGGACUUUUGUCUAUGAUACCCGGAGAAGAAUUGAGAGCGAAAUUAUCACGACCAGAUUUAACAGAGCCCGAACUCAGUCAGAUGAUGAGAGACUACAUCGAACUUGUGAAGACGAAUGCUCACGAGGCAGCGGGGUGGCCAAGUAACGAAUACAUAGUGAGCAAAGUUGGUGUAGCCGCUUUGUCGAGAAUCCAACAGCGAGCCUUCGAUUCGGACAGUAGAGAAGACAUCGCGGUAAACACCGCUCAUCCCGGUUACGUCAACACCGACCUCACAAAACAUCUCGGGGUCCUUAGUCCAGAAAGAGGAGCUGUGUCUUCAAUUUUCGCAGCUUUGUUACCAAAUGACACCGAUAUCAAGGGAAAAUUUGUAUGGAAAGAUAAGAGUAUUAUUGACUGGGAAACGUUCGGUGCGUAGAGCUCGUCGUCAUUUUUAAUCUUCGUCACCAUCGGUUGUACAAUAAAAGUAUUAUUUUAGUCGAAAA